This is a messenger RNA of Macrosteles quadrilineatus (aster leafhopper), 1922 nucleotides long. Its product is annotated as cytochrome b5-like. Lineage: Eukaryota; Metazoa; Arthropoda; Insecta; Hemiptera; Cicadellidae. Gene Ontology annotation, molecular function: heme binding. The record is from RefSeq and is a predicted model, not a curated record. Gene Ontology annotation, cellular component: membrane; intracellular membrane-bounded organelle. The transcript is spliced from 4 exons. The coding region runs from base 440 to 856 and encodes 138 amino acids.
UUUCUUUUCUAUUGGUGUUCGGUGUUGACGGUGUUGAAUACUCGACUCCGUUCCGUCUGUCUCUGACCCUGACGUCUGUAUACUGUAUACAGAUACACUAUACAAUAUACUGAACUGACUGCCGAUUGAGACUGACUGACUGUAGUAGAUAAAGCCAAGCCAUUAGUUAGUUUAGUAGUUCGGAUUGACGCGAAGAAAAUUCGUAAUUUAAAUAACCUUCAACCUUGGGAGAUUAAUCUUCUUGAAUAGGACGUGGUUAGGGAAGUGAUCAGUGUUGGUGUAUAAAAAUCUACAGUUUGUUAUUUAACUGUUCAUUGAUGCUAUUUUAAUCUGAUUAACCUCGGAAAUAGUUUAUCAGACUUUCUCGUGACCAUUUCAGAUACCCUACCUGUUUCUUAGGACUUGAUAUUUAUAGCGUAGACUUACUAGGCCUACAGAUAUGGCUUCUGACAAAGUGUACACUUACGCAGAAAUCAAAGCUGAAAGUGAAGAUAAGAAUUCAACCGUGAUUGUAAUUCACAACGUAGUUUACGACGUGACAGAUUUUCUGAAUGAGCAUCCGGGUGGAGAGGAGGUGCUAUUGGAGCAGUUGGGAAAAGAUGCAACGGAAGCAUUUGAAGAUGUCGGCCACUCUACAGACGCAAGAGAUAUGAUGAAAAAAUACAAAAUUGGGGAACUUGCAGAGUCUGAGAGGUCAAAAAAAGAAGAAAAGAAAGCCACCGCCGUACCAAAGACCGAUGCUGGAGAUGGCGACAGUUCCUGGAAGUCUUGGUUGUUGCCCAUUGCCAUUGGAUUGUUAGCAACUGUUGCGUACAGAUUCUUCUUUCUAAGCCAAGAUGACAGUGGGAAACCUUAAGUCAUUAUUUCACUCCAAACCCAUCUUUGUAAUAUUUGUACACAUACAAAAACAAUUACCAUGUUAUUUUCAGUUACUGCAUUUAUUUUAGCCUUGUCAACAGUCUACCAACAUCCCAGUAACUUCAAUGCUUACAUUCUAUUUACAUUAUUUUUGUGAAUAUCUAACUCAGAAUAAUUUGUUUUAUUAAUACCUUAUUUAGUCUCUUUUUUUGCUUCUAUGCUAAGCUAUCAUAUUUUAUCAUUACUUCUUGCACAUAUGAAAAUUAUUAACUUACUGCAAGUGCUGAUGAUCAAAAAUGGAGCUUAAAUGUAUCUGAAGGAAUUCUCUUAAGGGCAAAUAUUGAUUCUUUAGUAUAACAAGAUUAAAAAUCAUACUGACAUAACCAAACAUAUCCUAAUAAGAAUAAAUAUUCUCACUUGUUUGUAUUCUCCGUGUGUAAUGCAAUACUAAAAAUUACUCAUUGUACCCUUGUAAGAAACAUGUAGUGUUAAACAGAUGAUUUUGGAAGUUAUAUUGGUACUAUAGUUAAGCGGUUUCUCAUCUUGAGUAAUAUGAAUCUGCAAGUUAUUUUUGUUAAUGCACAAAUGUUUUACGUGUGCUUGACUUGAUUAGGUUUAAAUAUGUUAAACAUUAAAUGCUCAGUUAAUUGUUAUGAAACUAAUUAGGUUGUGCUACAAAUAAUACACAUUCCUAGUAUACUAAAUCUUCUAAUAAAUGUUAAUAAGUUUGCAUGAAUAUUUACAUUUGUGUGAGGGAUGUGGUGAAUAAAAGAAAACGCUUUCUAGAAUUUUGUAAAUUAUCUCUAUUUCUUCUGUCCAAAGAGUGAAGUGCUAAGAAUCGUGGGCUUUUAUAUUUUGCGAUGCCCAAAUUUGCCAGGUGGUGAGGUUUUUGAUAUAGGAGUUUUAUAGAUAUGGGUCCAUUUAGAUUAGUUAUAUACAAUCACAGCGGGGAUUAAAUCAUAAGACUUGAUAUUUUCUCUAAAUUUAAGAUGCUAUAUAUAGUAAAUGUAUAUCCUUAUAUCUGUUGUAAUAUUGUUAUAGAGAAUAAAGUUUUUGAGAUUUAA